Messenger RNA from Mycotypha africana, 657 nucleotides. RefSeq names its product Tat binding protein 1-interacting protein-domain-containing protein. NCBI's taxonomy places the organism in Eukaryota, Fungi, Mucoromycota, Mucoromycetes, Mucorales, Mycotyphaceae. Gene Ontology annotation, biological process: meiotic joint molecule formation; homologous chromosome pairing at meiosis; meiotic strand invasion involved in reciprocal meiotic recombination. The coding region runs from base 1 to 657 and encodes 218 amino acids. Gene Ontology annotation, molecular function: recombinase activator activity; double-stranded DNA binding. The record is from RefSeq and is a predicted model, not a curated record. The transcript is spliced from 6 exons. Gene Ontology annotation, cellular component: condensed nuclear chromosome; DNA recombinase auxiliary factor complex.
AUGCCAAAGAAGAAAACGAAUGCCACUUCCAACAAGGAAGAAGAAUCGAUCAUUUUAGAAUAUUUAACCAAAACCAAUAGACCAUAUAGUGCCACUGAUAUAUUCAACAAUUUGCAUGCGACAAUAUCUAAGGGCAACAUAACGAAAACACUUGAUAAAUUGAUUGAAGAUGAGGUUGUCGUUUCAAAGACGUACGGGAAACAGGUCAUUUAUUCUGUGAAACAGCAGACCGACAAUCAGCCGACACCAGAAGAAGUCGAAGCAAUUGAGAAAAAAACAGCUGAAUUACAAGAAAAGUAUGAUGCAUUAGCCCAAGAUAAUAAAAAAGCCGAACAAGUGUUGUCAAGUAUCAAACAUGAGCCAACCACAGCAGAAGCCAAGGAACUAGUAGAAAAAUUAAAACAGCAGAAUCAGCAAUUACAAGAGAAAUUGAAUAAUUUAAAGAGUGGGACCAUUCUAAUCCCACCAGAAAAGAGAAAGAGAGCUAAUGAAGACUAUGAACGGAACAGAAACUUAUGGAAAAAGAGACGAGGCAUGUUCAGAGACAUCUUUAGGACUAUUACUGAGCAUUAUCCUGGUAAUCCAAAUCAACUGAAAGAAGAAAUCGGUAUUGAGGAAGAUCCUAUACCCUUCGAGCAAGACCCGCUUCAACAAUAA